ACAAAGGCCAAUUCUACUUUUAUGUAAACUGUGAUGCAUGAGGAGAAGAUACACUUAUGAUCAGAAACUCAACAAGUUUAAACAUGGAGAUCGGUUGAUUUCAAGUAAAGAAGAAGACGAAGUCAAAGUGGAAAUAAUUUAGAGAAAACAGCAAAUAAAGUAAAAACCCUUUUCUCUGUCUCUGAUUGAGCUUUAAGAUAAAGAUACAGAAUCCUGUGGGUUCCUGAUCCUUUAACUCACACGUUAACAUGCUUAACUGUAAAGCAGAGAGCCUUCGCUCCCUUAGUCAAACCAAACCCCUACGAAAAAGACACCGUAUCCGUGAUUUUUCUCUGUCUUUUAUACACCUUCUCUGUAAAUAUCGGUAUAUUCUCCUUCAAUUUUAAAAAAUAAUAAGUAAAAUAUCCGCAUAUGAAAUUGAUCAUUCUUUUUGUUUCCAUUCUUCUUCUUAAAAAAAAAAUAUGUAUAUUCACUAAACCAACUUUUUUGCCUUUCACGAGAUGAUAAUUACCCUUUUAGUCUUUUUAGCUUGAGUUUUGUUUGUUUUCUUUGGUGUACACUUUCAUGGUUCUUUGCUUUUCCCUGUCUUUUUCUGUUCUAUAAGGGCUUCACGUGUACCCUUCUAUUGAACUGUUCGAGGCAUUUUUUUACCCUGAUAUUCUAUUUUUAGUUUUGGAUUUGGUGUUUUUAUUUCGGGUUCUUAUCCAUUUCAUUGAAUUUUCUCAGUUUUUUUCUUUUUUGAUAUUUUUAUUCUCCUUUUCUAAAUCAAUUUAGCCAAUUUCAAUCAGUCUUCACUUGAAAUGACUUCACAAAAAAUUUGAGCUUUUUUUCUAUCUGGGUUUUGUUGCACGUGAGUUUUCAUUUUGCCUUGGUUGAACUCUGAGGAAAAGAAUGAAGGGAUUUGUGGUCUUUGAGUUAUUGGUUUUGGUUGCUGCAUCAGUGUUGUGUGGUUUUGGAAUGAGUAAAGAGUGUACAAACAUUCCUACUCAGCUCUCAUCUCAUACAUUCAGAUACGCACUCUUGUCAUCAAAUAAUGAAUCACUGAAGCAAGAAAUGUUUGCGCACUAUCACUUGACGCCAACCGAUGAUUCUGUUUGGUCUAGUCUGUUACCACGAAAGAUGUUAAAAGAGGAAGAUGAGUUUGAUUGGGCUAUGAUGUACAAGAAAUUGAAAAGUCCACUUCAAUCAUCUGGAAAUUUCCUUAAGGAAGUCUCGCUGCAUAAUGUGAGAUUGGAUCUCGGUUCAUUUCAUUGGAGGGCACAACAAACGAAUUUAGAGUACUUGUUGAUGUUGAAUUUGGAUAGGUUGGUUUGGAGCUUUAGGAAGACUGCUGGUUUGCCUACGCCUGGCACAGCAUAUGGUGGCUGGGAGGCCCCGAAUGUUGAGCUUCGAGGUCACUUUGUAGGGCACUACCUGAGUGCAACAGCGCAAAUGUGGGCCAGUACUCAUCAUGAAACUCUGAAAGAGAAAAUGUCUGCCGUAGUGUCUGCUCUAUCUGCUUGUCAGGAGAAAAUAGGCUCCGGUUACCUUUCUGCUUUUCCAUCUGAACUAUUUGAUCGUUUUGAAGCUAUAAAACCUGUCUGGGCUCCAUAUUACACUAUCCAUAAGGUCUUGGCAGGUCUUUUGGAUCAAUAUAUAUUUGCAGAUAAUGCUCAAGCUUUAAAAAUGGUGAACUGGAUGGUCGAGUAUUUCUACAACCGGGUUCAGAACGUUAUAACCAAAUACAGUGUGGAAAGACAUUUUCUGUCGCUCAAUGAAGAAACUGGGGGCAUGAAUGAUGUGCUCUAUAAGUUAUUCAGCAUCACAGGAGAACCAAAGCAUUUAGUAUUGGCUCACCUUUUCGACAAGCCCUGCUUCCUCGGAUUGCUUGCAGUGCAGGCUGAUGAUAUAUCAGGUUUCCAUGCCAAUACACAUAUUCCUAUUGUUAUUGGAGCACAAUUGCGAUAUGAAAUCACUGCUGAUCCACUUUAUAAGGAAAUAGGGACAUUUUUCAUGGACAUUGUCAACUCCUCUCACACUUAUGCAACUGGAGGGACAUCAGACUAUGAGUUCUGGUCAGAUCCAAAGCGCUUGGCGAGCACUUUGAACGACCAGACUGAAGAAUCAUGCACAACUUAUAACAUGCUCAAGGUCUCUCGUCACCUAUUUCGGUGGACCAAGGAAAUGGCUUAUGCAGAUUAUUAUGAGCGAGCCCUGACAAAUGGUGUACUAGGCAUACAAAGAGGAACGGAGCCUGGAGUGAUGAUUUACCUGCUCCCACAAAAUCCCGGAGGUUCCAAGGCCAGAACUAUCCAUAAAUGGGGAACACCGGAUGACUCAUUUUGGUGUUGCUAUGGAACAGGAAUUGAAUCAUUUUCAAAGCUGGGUGAUUCUAUCUAUUUUGAAGAAGGAAGCCAAAUCCCUGGCCUUUAUGUCAUCCAGUAUAUAUCGAGCUCUCUCGAUUGGAAAUUGGGACAGAUUGUACUUAAUCAGAAAGUCGAUCCUAUUUUCUCUUGGGAUCCUUUUCUUCGAGUGACUUUCACCUUUGAUCAGGGGGCAAGCCAAUCAUCUACUUUGAAUUUGCGUAUACCAAUUUGGACUCAUUCGGAUGAUGUCAAGGCAACAAUAAAUGCUCAAAGUUUGCCAGUACCACCUCCAGGUAAUUUCUUAUCAGUCACUGGAAGUUGGAGCAGCAGUGACAAAUUAUUCCUUCAAUUGCCCAUCAUUUUAAGAACAGAGGCUAUUAAAGAUGACCGGCCUGAGUAUGCUUCUAUUCAGGCUAUACUUUUUGGCCCUUAUCUGCUUGCGGGUCAUAGCAGUGGUGACUGGGACCUCAAGUCUGAAUCAGCUAAAUCGCUUUCAGACUGGAUAACUGCAAUUCCUGCCACUUAUAAUAGCCAUCUAGUAUCUUUCUCCCAAGAUUCUGGAGAUUCAGUUUUCGCCUUAACAAACUCAAACCAAUCUCUUACAAUGGAAAUCUUUCCUCAACCCGGCACUGAUGAUUCUGUUCAUGCCACUUUUAGACUCAUCUUGAAUGACUCUUCUUCCUCAGAACUAACAAACUUUGAAGAUGCUGUUGGAAAACUUGUCAUGCUAGAACCAUUCAAUCUACCAGGAAUGCUUUUAGUGCAGCAAGGGAAAGAAGUCAGCCUAGCCGUUGGCUAUACCGAUGGUAGCGAUGGUUCAUCUUUGUUCCGCUUGGUUUCAGGAUUGGAUGGGAAGGAUGGAAGUGUAUCCUUGGAGUCAGUAAGCAAUGAGAAUUGCUUUGUGUUUAGUGGUGUGGAUUAUAAGUCAGGAACAGCCCUGAAGCUUAGGUGCAAGAAGUCAUCGGAAACUAAAUUUAACCAGGGAGCAAGCUUUAUGGUGAAUAAGGGAAUAAGUCACUAUCAUCCCAUCAGCUUUGUCGCAAAGGGUGCAAAAAGGAAUUUUCUUCUUUCACCAUUAUUCAGCUUCAGAGAUGAAUCUUAUACCAUUUAUUUUAACAUUCAAGCUUAACAAGAUUGGUAAUAAGAAAGCAUGGAGAAAGCCUAGACAGACUCCAGUAGUGCAAUAAAUUUGCAUCUUUUGUUGUCCCCAGAGAAUGGCAGCUGUUGAUAGUUCCACGAAGACGGUCUAAAUAAGUCAAGAGUCUGUUCAUAGUCAUACCAAGAAGGAAAUUAUUCAAGAUUCAAGAUUCAAGAUUCAAGAUUCAAGAUCAUAAGUCUUGUCUUUAGGAUAGUUAGUAGUUAUUAUUAUUCUUGGGUUUCAUAGUUACCCUUUCAGAUUCUGAUUACACGCAUAUACCUGUAGCUUAAGGUACCUUCACCUGUAUCUUAAGGUAGAUUCAGUUCAGCUGCACUGUUUUGUUGAAAAGGAUGCUUCAGCAUUUGAAAUCUGAACUGCUCUCUUUUCAAUCUUCUA
This is a messenger RNA of Ricinus communis (castor bean), 3879 nucleotides long. RefSeq lists its product as uncharacterized. Gene Ontology annotation, molecular function: alpha-L-arabinofuranosidase activity. The coding region runs from base 892 to 3474 and encodes 860 amino acids. The transcript has 11 exons. Gene Ontology annotation, biological process: L-arabinose metabolic process. Lineage: Eukaryota; Viridiplantae; Streptophyta; Magnoliopsida; Malpighiales; Euphorbiaceae. The record is from RefSeq and is a predicted model, not a curated record.